UAUAAAAUAAUAUAUUGUUACGCUAUCUAUCGUUACUAAUCGAAGUUACGAUCAUAGAAUGUAUUAGAACAGUGUGGAGGUUUAAAGUGAAAUAUGGCGGCAUUUCGAAGUCUGUAGUUCUAGAAAUAUAACCUUUCUAAAUAGUAACAGAGUUAAAUAUAUUUUGUUCGUAUUUUAUAUAAGAAAAAACAUUACUAAUUAAACAUGCCUAUAGAUCAUAAACGAAUUAAUGGUCCAGAAGUGUCUGUACCAUAUAUUAUGUAUAUUAAUGCUAAAUGUGAGGAAAAAUAUACAAAAGAUUUCAUAUCUAAAAGGAAGGAUGGUCGUGCACAUAACGAACGAAGGGAAAUAUUUUUAAAAACUGGGAUAAUUAGUCAAGCAAAAGGUUCUGCAUAUAUUGAAAUGGGUGAUACUAAAGUUGUAUGUUCAGUCUUUGAUCCCAGAGAAAUUCAUAAUAAAAAUGAUUACUCUACACAUGGUGAAUUGUUUUGUGAAUUCAAAUUUGCUCCAUUCUCUUGUGAAAAAAGAAAAAUGCAUCAACAAGAUACAAAGGAGAAAGAAUAUAGUUUGAUUUUGAAAAGAGCUUUGGAACCAGCAGUUUGUUUACAUGAGUUUCCUAACUUCCAAGUAGAUGUCUAUACUACAGUUUUGGAUAAUAAUGGUUCAUCCUUAGCAGCUGCAAUAACUGUAGCUAGUUUAGCACUAGCUAAUGCAGGCGUUCCUAUGUUUGGUCUUGUUACUGCAUCUACUGUGGCUAUCUGUGGUGAUAUACUGUGUCUCGAUCCAACGUGCGCUGAAGAAUUAAAUUGUAAUAAUACCUUAACAUCUUGUGAAAAUCGUGGCAUUAUACUACAAGCAUCUCUUCCACAGCUUGAACAAAUUUCAGAAUUUUUCUUAGUAGGAAAUUUAAAUAUGGAACAUAUUACUAAUGCUAUAGAACUCAUAAAACAAGCUAAUAAAGAUAUAUGUCCACUAUUACAACAAUGCCUAGUUAAAUCAGUUUUUAAAGUAUUCAAAGAAACUGAGCGUAAGAAAAAAGAAGUUAAAUAAAAUAUUUAUUUACAACAAAAUUUUUAGACUAAAAAUCAAAUGAUUAUAAGAAAAAAUAAUAAUACAGCUAACCCCACUGAAUUAGUUUAUUUUAUCUUUACAUUCAUAUGGUAUAUAAUUACUAAUAAUUUCUCAUAUUUCUGUUUUUAUACUAUAUAUAUAACACCCAGAUAACUGAUUUUUGAAAUUAUUUUAUGUAGAUAUCCCAUUUUGUGGAUAUUCCUAUCUUACUAAAUAGUAUGCUAAAAAAAGUUUAAUUUAAAUAUAAAAUAUAAUAUAUAAACACAUUAUCUACUCAUUUGUAUCUCUGUCUAGCAGGAGUAUGUUAGAGGCCAUCAUAAUAAAUUCAGGCCAUAAAAGUACUGUAUUUAUAAAUUUAACAAUAUUGUAACAGAUCUUUUUUUUUAGUAUCAUGCUACUAUACAUUAUCAUUCUUUGUAAUAUAUUAUUUAAACCUGAAUGUUGAAAUAUAAAUAAAUGAUGUAAAAUAA
Vespula pensylvanica (western yellowjacket) is the source of this 1541-nucleotide messenger RNA. RefSeq names its product exosome complex component MTR3 (gene Mtr3). Bases 205 to 1050 code for a protein of 281 amino acids. Gene Ontology annotation, cellular component: cytoplasmic exosome (RNase complex); nucleolus; nuclear exosome (RNase complex). Gene Ontology annotation, biological process: rRNA catabolic process; poly(A)-dependent snoRNA 3'-end processing; nuclear mRNA surveillance. NCBI's taxonomy places the organism in Eukaryota, Metazoa, Arthropoda, Insecta, Hymenoptera, Vespidae. The record is from RefSeq and is a predicted model, not a curated record. The transcript is spliced from 4 exons.